Molecule: messenger RNA, 2615 nt
Organism: Labrus mixtus (cuckoo wrasse)
Lineage: Eukaryota; Metazoa; Chordata; Actinopteri; Labriformes; Labridae
Gene: s1pr3a
Product: sphingosine-1-phosphate receptor 3a
Exons: 3
Coding region: 297-1493 (398 amino acids)
Biological process (GO): G protein-coupled receptor signaling pathway
Cellular component (GO): membrane
Molecular function (GO): sphingosine-1-phosphate receptor activity
Source: RefSeq, a predicted model, not a curated record
CACAGAGGAGCUGGGGAGAGUCUCAAUUUGGAGAGGACACAGAAAAGUUCAUGACACAUUACAUCGUUGACGUUUGGAAUAAAAUACCUCAGGAAAACUCUUCAAAGUUCUGCGAACUUCGCCUCAGCACAGGGAUGUUGCGAUGAGACCAGGAACUCCAGCAGGUCAUUAAAGAGGCUCUAAGAUGCCAGUCGUGACCCUGCCAGGUUGAGCAGCCUAGCCUCCCUCUUCUGUAUCCAGUGCUGUGGCGCCCUCUGCUGUGUGACCGAGGAAGGCCCAGGGAGGGAGUAGACAGCAUGGGGAACGCAUUAGAGGAGGGGAUGAACACAGUCAUCGUAAGCCACUACAACCAGUCGGGGAAGUGGGACCGGCCUCGCAGCAGCGGGGCCUGUAAGAUGGCUGUGCUGCUCUUCAUCUGCGUGCUGAUUGUUCUGGAGAACGUGACAGUGCUGCUUGCUCUCUGGAGGAACAAGCGCUUCCACAGCCGCAUGUACUUCCUGAUAGGAAACCUGGCACUGUCAGACCUGUUGGCUGGUGUGGCCUACGUGGUAAACAUUUUUACUUCAGGCAGAAACACCUUCUUCCUGACACCAGUGCAGUGGUUGGCCAGAGAGGGCAGCAUGUUCGUGGCCCUCAGUGCAUCCACAUUCAGUCUUCUUGCUAUUGGGAUAGAGAGGCACAUGACAAUGGUGCGUUUGCGCCCAUGUGAGACAGCAAGACGAGGGAGACUUUUAGGACUUCUUGCAGCCUGCUGGCUUGUGUCAGUGUUGCUCAGUGCUCUGCCCAGCCUGGGCUGGAACUGCCUCAACAGCCGGGCCUCCUGCUCCACGGUUCUGCCACUCUACGCUAAGAGCUACGUGGCUUUCUGCAUCAGUGUGUUCAGCGCCCUCCUGGUGGCCAUCAUCAUCCUCUACAUCAGGAUCUAUCGACUUGUGACCUCCAGCGGCCGCAGGGUGAGCAGCCGGCCUUCAGAGCGCUCGCUGGCCCUGCUGAGGACUGUAGUUAUCGUUCUUGGAGUGUUUGUCAUGUGCUGGACCCCACUCUUCCUCCUGCUGCUGCUGGAUGUUGGGUGUAGUCCAGAUAAAUGCCCUGUGCUCUACCAGGUGGACUGGUUCAUCGCCCUGGCUGUGCUAAACUCGGCCCUCAACCCGCUCAUUUAUACUCUGUCCAGCAGGGAGAUGAGGGCGGCGUUCUUCAGGCUGCUGUGCUGCUGUCAGACCAGCAUGGACUCCACUGGGACUCCGGCGAUGGGAAACCCACACCUGGGCACCAUCAUUCCCACAGCGGAGAACAGCAAGACCAGCUUGGGUGGAGGUGGCAGUGGAGCGGGAAAAUCCACGCUGGGUAGAGGGAAGAGUCUUCCACCUGUGAACUCUGACAACAAGCAUGUAGAUCCUUCUGCCACUGCCGUGUCCCAUCCUUCAGGACCUGCAGACCUGCUAUCAGCUGUGCUGGUGAAAGCAGGGGCUCUACCGCCUCUCAGUAAGUUCUGAUUGGAAGCACCUUAAAGAGGCCUUACAGUCACACAGAAAUCGAAAAUCGAACUGAUAUACUCCUGCUAUCUGCCACUUUUUGUUUAUGCACUAUGGAAAGUUCAACUUCAAUACGAUGAAGGAAUUAUUUUCUGUUAAAAAAGAUGAAGAAAGCAGUUAACAAUAUUAUCCAUAACGCCAGAAGGAUUGAUUGAGACAGCGAAAACCUAUGAAAUACGAUAGGACUUCUGGGACAUGGACCAAACCAAGCCCAAAAUUAAAUCUGUUGGCUUAAGUCAAUUUUGUGAAAACUUGCUUACGCAACAAUUGAACAUAUUUAACUUUAAUACUGUUGUGUCUGUGUAUUUGUUUGUUUCAUUUUGUCAUUCUAAGAAGAAAAGAUCAAAAUAGGGCACUUUUUUGAUUGUGCUGUGAAAGUAUUUUUUAAACACCUGCAUUUUCCAUCACGACUGAAUUUUGCAAACUAUUUAUUUUCUGUGAAAACAUUUGCAAUCUUAAUACUUUUAGUAUAAUGUUUUGUUGUGUGUUAUAAUUAGGUUGUGUGUAUAAAAAACACUACGGUACUAGGAUUUCAUUUUUGAUUGUGUUAUGAUUUGAUGCACUGCAAGAGAAAAAAAAAUGAAAAAUUGACUAGCGGCCUCUAGAGGCUGCAAUGCUCACUACACACAUGAAACGUUGUCUUAUGACUAAAAAAAGGAGAGAAAACGGCAUCAUUAGAUUUUAACAAUGUGCAAGAACUUUGAGUUUGUCAUGAUAAUGGUGUACGGAAAGAGCAGUGUUUUUAUUUAAGUCUGAUGGGUUCUAUUUCUGCACAGUGAACAUUUUAAACUCAGCUGUUCAUCACCAGGACUGGCUCAUCAUUCACAUUUGCGUUCAGCGCUACUUUGUCAGCAUCUGCUGCACUGUGAGAUCAAUUAAUGUGUGUAAUAACUGCAGUAAUGAACAUUUUCUCCUCUCAUCAGCAUAUCUAGAAACCACUCAGACGUCAACUAACCACUAGUGAAUAGGAGUGUUGGAUGUGAAGUAUUUAAUGGUGGUAGACUGUAAAUUACAUUUCUGCCUAGGGUGUUGAAGUGCCUGAUACCAUUAUAGCAAAUACAAUAAAAUCCUAUUCCCCUUUUA